CCUCCACAAUAGAACUUUUGAGCUUGAAAGAAAACUGCUAUGGCACCAAGAGAGAGAUGCUCACAAGAGAGUUCAAGAGAGAGUUCAAGUUAAUCAACAUUUGCCGCAAAAUUUCCUAUGCCUACGGGCAUGAAUUGUAUGUCAGCAACAACAAAUUUCCUGGCAGAACCACCUAUGAGUUGAUAUCCUUGUAAGCAAUAGCUUGCACAUUACGACAAGAGACACGCUGCAGAUUUUAGUGAUGAACACAUCUCUUUCAGAGAAAGCGGCACUUUUAUUCAGCAUGACAAUGUGUUGAAUUGCAAGACACGACGUGGUUCACCUUGUGGAAACACAUCUCAGUACGAUGAGAGAUGUGCGGCAAAUUUUAGGAACAAAUGCAUCUCGUAACUUCUUCGUCAACUAGAGGAAGCAAGCUCUCCCUUUGUGCAAGUACUAAGUUGUUCCUAUGCAAUGGGCCUGACAUGCCAGGCAUCUCAAACGCUGGCCCUGCACGAGGGAAAUUGUCCGGAUUGAUAAUUCUCUUUUCAGGCACGCAUCUGUCGCCUGAUGGUUACAGCACCAGCCUUCUGUGCUGGGGGACCUGGAUUUGAAACCAACCACCAGACAUUUUUAUUUAUUUAAACUUAAACCGCAAAGUGUUGGGAGGAGUCAAGAAAAGCUAUCGCUUUAAAAUUUCAUUAGACAGUGUUAGUAUAGCAUAUGCACAGUUCUUGCAAGCAUUUAGCCCACUAUUGGUGCAUGUGCAGAACACAACGAAGAGCUUUGCAGGUUAUGCAGGCAUGCUAACUAGCAUAUAACAACGCAGCAUCCGGGUCACCCACUUCAAUCCGCAUUUGCCCUUCGUGCAUGGUCGUUGCUGCGAAAGCAAGAAAUAAAUGGUAAAAUCAGGCUUCACUUAGUCUCAUCUCAAUUUGAGAAUAAAAUAUUAGCGACGCUUUGUCAUUAUUAUUGAGAUCAGCUGUCUGAUUUGAUGCUGCUAGGCACAACAAAAGACACCACCACUGCUGCGAAUGUGCUUCGAUUUUUAACUACCAGAUGGCGGCAGAGCAUUGAGUACUGGCCAUGCGUUGAUAACGUGGAACACUAUUAGAAGCGUGCUCAGAGAGGCGUGUUUAAAAAAGCUGUAGUAGUCACGCGUGCCUCCAUGUGAACAACCAAAACGGUCUACAGUCAAUGCUCAUUACAAUGAACCGUGAUUAGCCAGCAAAAAAAGGUCCAUUAUAAAUUAUGGUCGUGGUAUGAUGUGAAACGGCAAAACUUUGCAUAUACUGCUGUCUAACUUGUAUGCACUCACAAAAACAAUAAAAACAUCGAAAUAAAAAAAAACUAACUACAGAUAAACGGGUUUACGCUGUAAUUGUACAACCACGCAACACGGUGUCUUCCUGUCCACCAUUUUCUGGACACUGGUUGCUGACAAAUCUCAAGUUUCCCCGUACUAGGGCAUGCAUACAGUAGAACCUUGUUAAUACAAUCCCGUUACAUAGUAUUUUCCGGCGCAAACAUUCGCAAUAGAAAACACAAGAAAUGACCCAAUGCAGUUAGGCUUCUUUUUCACCAGUUCAUAGGUUCCCAGAUUAUACAAUACACAUUAUCACAAGGAGAAAAAAAGCGUGUUCGGCUUGCUCCACCGGCCGCCAUGUUUGUUUUGGUGUCCCGCACUGUUACAGCGGAAGCCGCCUGUUUGUUGACAUGUUGUCAUCCCGCAUCAAACGUGGGAUGAAAACAAAAAAAAUUCUUUUCGCGGGAAAUUUAACACUUUCGGGACCGGCCCAUAGGCCAUCGAUCCUAUAUGAUCGACGGUUUUGCGCGCACUGCCCCGUUCAAAUUUCCGCGCGCUUGGACAUGUAGCUCCAUCUAGGAGGUCGUCAGGAACUAGACUCUCGGUUUCGGCAUAGUUUCUUUCAUUUCCAGCAGGUGGCGAUACGCGCGAGAGAAUUUUCUCGAUUGCGGCGGCGGCGGACGCAGUGGAAAAUGGCGUCGUGCUCGCGUCCGGUCGCUCGAAAAGAACGCCGUCAAUCGCGCGAUUCCGCUGCUUCGGCAACGGAUUUUUUUGAUGAACCGAGCAGCGAAGAGUCUGAAGACGACUUCGGCAGCUCCGAUUUUAUUUCGGACUCCGAUUCGGAUGAUGAUGAGCCACGGACUUCAUCUAGUAGCCGAAGGGUCUCAACAAGCUACGGCAAUGAUCUGCUGCCGCCAGCGCAGAAGCGGAUUGAGUUUUCGCCGCGACGGGAACCUGGCGUGUACUUGGACGCAGAAGUGGGCGUGGCGCUCAGAAGCGGAUCAAAGAAAUUCUUGACUGCUCUGGACUUCUUUCUUCUGUUUUUCUCGAUGAAUGUGAUCGAAACAAUUUGUGACAACACGAACAAGUAUGCUUGGACUCACAUUUUGGAAAAACCAACGGAUGCUUGUUCCGAUGGAUCUUGGGAAGAAGUCACCCCAAGUGAAAUGCUAAAGUUUAUCGGACUCGUAAUUUACAUGGGCGUUGUGAAGGUUCCUCGGCUGAAGCUGUAUUGGAACGUAGGAGAUCUGUACAGCGGUCUGCUCCCACCACGGAUCAUGCGGCGACGCCGGUUCAUAGCUCUACUCGCAAUGUUGCAAGUUGCAGACUUGGACGAUGUCACUCAAAGUUCAAGAGGAAAGCUCCGAUACAUGUGGUGGCUCCUGCAACACAUGAACGAAGUGUCAGCGAAUCUUUUCCAGCCACAUCGCGAUCUUUCCGUGGAUGAGCGCAUGGUGAAAUCGAAAGGGCGGUCAGGCAUCCGACAGUAUAUCAAAGAUAAAGUAACAAAAUGGGGCUACAAGCUGUGGGUCCUAGCUGACCCUGGCACCGGAUAUACUGUGCAGUUUAGUGUGUAUACCGGUAAGCGUGAGCAGUCAGGGCCCCAUGGCUUAGCUUUCGACGUAGUUUGCCAGCUGUGUCACAGAUAUCUUGAUCAGGGCUACAGGAUCUUUAUGGACAAUUUUUACACUUCUACUAGCCUGUUCAGUCAUCUUCUCAGCCGAAAAACAUUGGCUUGCGGAACCACACGCAAGGAUCGCCGAGGAUUUCCUGCCGAACUGAAGGAUGCACGGUGGGAAAAAAAAGCUCGACGUGGCGACAUUCGAUGGUUGCGCGAUCAGAACAUCCUGUACCUUCAGUGGAAAGACCGGCGUGUUGUCAACAUGAUGAGCACGGUUCAUACUGCAAAUGACACGGUCACUGCAAAAAGAAGGGAAAGAGGGCAAAACUCCUGGACUCAGAUAUCUAUAACAAAGCCUCUGCUGAUCCAUGAUUAUAAUGCUGGCAUGCUAGGCGUAGAUAAAUCGGAUCAAAUGAUUGGAUAUUAUAAUGUUCUCAUGAGAAGCGUACGGUGGUGGAAGACUCUGUUCUUCCACUGCAUCGAUAUUGCAUGUGUGAACAGUUUUGUACUCUUCCAAGCUCACCGCACAUUGCACCCAGAGAUUCCUGAGCUGGCACGCACUGCCGGGUUUGACCACCUAGCUUUUAGAGAAGAGCUCAUUCGGCAGCUUCUGAAUCUUGACGGUGCCAAGCAAGCACACACGCCUCCACCACCCGUCGCAAAACAUGCACUCCACAAGCCGGAAAAAGUGGCAAAACGCAGAAACUGCAAGCUGUGCUAUGAGCAGAAAAAAAUCGAGCUCAAAACUAAUGUCUUUUGCAGCACAUGCCAAGUUCACUUGUGUUUUACGACUGCCCGGAACUGCUUCGUCGAGUGGCACAAGAAUCGUGGGACCUGAGUGGCUGACCACUGGUGCAAGCUAGAUUUCACACAAAAAAAAGACAGUUGUAGAUACGCGUGCCAAAUUUUCACAAGCAAGAAAGGAGGCAUUGUGGCACAUUUUGUAUAUCUUGAAUUUUUUUUAUUAUGUUUUUCCACUUGUAUAUCCAUGACUUUUCCAACUUUUUUAUGUUGUUCUUUCAGCAAAUCUUGAAUUUGAGAUUUUUUAAAAAAUAUUAUAUAUCACUUUUAAGUCUAACCUUUCUUUAUGCAUGAAAGACCAUCUAAUUAGCUACAUUUUGAUAAACAUUGCAGCAAUAUAGCGUAAUGACUAUUCGUAAUAAAAAAUAAUUUUUGACACCCAUCAGAAUUGCCUGUUUUUUCCCCGGUCCCGAAAGAGUUAACCCAUGUAAUGAUCGCACCCCUGAAUUCGCGUCAAUUUUUUUAACAAAAAAGUGCGAUCAUCAUG
This is a messenger RNA of Dermacentor albipictus, 4194 nucleotides long. Lineage: Eukaryota; Metazoa; Arthropoda; Arachnida; Ixodida; Ixodidae. The record is from RefSeq and is a predicted model, not a curated record.